Liolophura sinensis is the source of this 9213-nucleotide messenger RNA. Its product is annotated as protein mesh-like. The coding region runs from base 73 to 3324 and encodes 1083 amino acids. Lineage: Eukaryota; Metazoa; Mollusca; Polyplacophora; Chitonida; Chitonidae. Gene Ontology annotation, biological process: cell-matrix adhesion. The transcript is spliced from 18 exons. The record is from RefSeq and is a predicted model, not a curated record.
GUUUUGGGCGUACUAGUGGACUUCUUGACGACACUCGCUGUUCGCCGAACGCCCCGACCCGUCGCGCAGUUUAUGAUGGUUGGUAAUGGCCAUCGGCCGAUGUGCCCGGGUAUAGUUGUGCUCCUCAGCGGGAUUAGUCUCUUGUGUUUCGCUGACCACUGGUCAUUCUGCUCAGGACUGCAUAUAGACUACUUCUACCCCUUCAACACCUCCACGGACCAGACGACGGAGAAGAAAGACGAUGGUGGCUCUAAACAGAUCAACAUAAGCACAACUUUCCACUUCUUUAACAAGGCCUACAAUACAGUCUACGUGAGUAACAAUGGAAUUAUCUCCUUCAACAAGGAGUUCAGCGACCGCUAUCAGCCUGUGAGUUUUCCCAUCAACGGCACCGCCCUCGUAGCACCCUUCUGGGCGGAUGUUGACAUUGAGAAAGUGCCCGGGGGACACGUAUGGUAUGGGGAGAGCACUCGUAUGGACAUUCUGGAGCGAGCAUCGUGUGACAUUCGCACUCACCAUCCUGAGUACCCGAAUUUCCAGGCCACGUGGGUGUUUGUAUGCACCUGGUAUAGGGUGGGAUAUUACGGUGCUAAAGGGGACGGCAGAAACAAGAGAAACACUUUUCAAGCCGUCCUUAUAACAGAUGGCUAUCUAUCGUUUGUAAUGUUCAAUUACAAUCGUAUAGAGUGGACGACUGGUAAAAAUAGCGAAGGCGAUGUUACGAGCGGUCUUGGUGGGGAGGAAGCACAGGCUGGAUAUAACGCUGAGUGCGGCAAUCGUUCAGAAGACGUUAUGGGGUCAGCCACUGAAGCGGUUAUUAAUUUAACAGAUUCGACAAAUGUCAACUUACCAGGGAGGCAUUUGUUUCAACUUACUGAACCCUCGGACACGGAGAGGCCAACCCCAAUAAAAACUGAUGAAGUGAGAGUGUUCCCUACCUCAGGUUCUAUGUUGGGGGGAGAGAGACUUGUGGUGUCUGGAGUUUGCUUCCCGAACUGUUGUUCUGUGAUAAAAGCCAUGUAUGUAGAGUGGAAUGUGACAUUCACCUGCCGCAAACUGAGCUGGGAGCGCGCUGAAUGUGUGUUGCCGUCGGUAUUCCGAAUCGGCAAAGUGACCUUGAGCUUUACUCAGGAUUCUUCCUUCACCUGUGAUAGACUAGUCUGUGGGCGGGACUUUAAUGUGUCUACGUCAUUUUCCAUUUAUAAUUUUAUCAGAGUUUCACCCAAAGUAGAACGUGUUGAUCCACAAAAUUGGCAGCUGAACAGGACAGUUCAGUUCAAGUGGAACGCGACAGAGUUCACAAACAACAGGACAGCGGUUGCUGUCCUGGGUUAUAAUUCAAGUAUUCCAGCUUGGGAGGUGUUGAAAGGUCUGCACUUCACAAAAUCAGAGUCGACCUCAGCACAGAUGAACUUGACAAUUCCUCCAGGGUAUAGCACCUGUAUCAUUAGGGUGGCAGAGCUUCUCCCAAACAAGUCAUUUGGACGGUUAAUAAGAUUACAAGACUAUGCUGCAAAGGCUAUCUGGUCUGAUAUUUUUCCCGUGUCGCAUGACCCUGAUUUCUCAAGACAGUGGUGUGAUCGGUGGAUAGAACGAGAACAGAGUUUGAAGAAACUCCCUCCUUCUCAACCCUGCCCAACCAUUUACAACCUAGCCAAAAAUGACAUUGCCCAUUUUCAAAUGGACCCAUUCUGUGAUUAUAGUGCCAAGUCCUCAAACCCAACUUGUAGUUACGCCAACAAAGUCAGAGCCUGCUUCAGACUUGUCUCUCCACUGGAAGGAGGUGAUCAAGUCUGCUGCUAUGGCAACAAUGGUGAUCUCAUGUCGGCUGAUGAUCUGUUUGGAUGGGGCACACAACAGCGCUACCAUUUUGAAAGCAGUGAUUCUGUACCCACUUUAGAAAAUUUUGAAGAGGACAUUUUGCCAGCUUUACAUUGUCGCUAUUUUAAUCAAGGUGAUAGGGAUUUGAGGCAGUCUUAUGAUAGUUUUCGGCCCAAGUCCACCACGAAGGGUUACUUGCCUCCCAAGCCAGCGCAGUGCGCAGGCGACCCUCAUCUUGUAACACUUGACGGGAAAAAGUAUACAUUUAAUGGGGUCGGGGAGUUCAUCUUCAUUCAGGACAGGGAGAAGAAGUGUGUGAUUCAAAUACGAACCACACAAGCCAAAGACAUAGACAAUAAUAAACAAAACGCCAGUAUUAUAGAUGCCGUAGUGAUGGGUGGAGAGGGCAAAAAACAAAUCCAAGUACAACGUAUAUCUCAGGGCAACCAGCACGUGGGUGUGUUGGUGGAGGGUGUGAAGCUUGACUUGGGCUCCGCUCAGGAUCUGCAUAUCAGUGGCCUUAGCUUAUCUGUCAGGAGACAGGGUACAGAAGUGUCAUCAGUUCUUGUUGUGUUCGACAAAGAAGGGCUGUCAGUGGAGAUAGAGCCUACGCCCUAUCUACUUAAUGUCCUUCUUAUUGUGGGCUCCAAACUGAAAGGGAAAUUAGAAGGGUUGCUUGGAAACUUCAAUGGCAAGGCUGAUGAUGACUUCAAGACGAGUAAUGGAACUGUGCUGGGUUCUGAACUCUCAGAUCAAGACAUUCACGAGAAAUUUGGGCCGUCUUGGGCAAUAACUCAGGAAGAAUCACUGUUCACAUACCCAGAAGGAAUGGGCACAGCCAACUUUACUGACCUCUCCUUUAAACCUUAUUAUCUUGAUGAUCUUAAGGGACAAUUCAGCGAAGAUAUAAUUAAAUUCUGUGGUUUGGAAAGCCCAGAGUGUCUUUUUGACUACCAGACUACCCGAAAUGAAGAAAUCGCCUCCCAAACCAAAAAAUUUGUGAAGUUUUUCGAAAAUAUCGUCAACGAGACCCAGCCAGUGACACGGUGUGACUUUCCCCCAGACAUGGAGAAUGCCACGAAAAACUUCACAGGUUUGAAGGAGAAUGAUGUGGUAGAGUACACCUGUUUAAAUGACACCGGCGAGCCUCACGUUCUCACCUGUUUGGCCAAUGGCUCUUGGAGCAGUGAUGAAGUUGUUUGUCGGAGAAAAGUCCAAGAGACAACAGAAGAAGGGCUGUCGGAAAUGAUCAUAGCUGUGGUAAGCGCAGCAGGAGCUGUUGUUCUCAUCAGCAUCAUCACUGUCGUUUGCGUGAUUCUGUGUAGACGAAAACCUAAGAGACGUCGGGAGCAACCAGAGCCAAUGGAUCUAACUGAAAUUCCCCCAUUUAACAUGUUCAACAAAGCCUUCCUCCAACAGCUGCAGAAAAUUACAGAAGAUGGUUCUUUCAAAAUCCCAAGGCCAUUCUUAGAGGAUCCAAAACUUUACGAAGAAUAUUUCUAGUCUUAACUGUACAUUAACACAUUUGUGUUGUUGAUGUUGUUGUUGUUGUGCUGGUCACACGGUCAGGUGGAUCUCAGGCAAGUCCCUUUGGAUACCUCAUUGUCCUGGAUGUGCCACAUGUUGGUAUGAGGCAGCCCACUUGCCACAGUUUGGCACAAGGCGGCCCACUUACCACAUUUUGGCACAGGGCGGCCCACUUACCACAUUUUGGCACAAGGCAGCCCACUUGCCAUAUUUUGGCACAGGGUAGCCCACUUACCACAUUUCAACAUGAGGUGACCCACUUGCCAUAUUUUGGAUCAUCAACGCUACCUGUUGGCAGAGUGAUUGAUGAGCUCCCUCAAGCUGGCUCUCGAGGGGCAGUAGUCAUAGUGCUACCAGUCAUGACAUAAUCAUUGCCAAAAAACAAGGAAGCAAGCAGACACGAACCAGAAUGAUGUCAGCUAAGGGAGGCAACCCUCAUGUUCCUGGGUGCAGCUACGGAUGCUCCACCAGUGCACCCUGAAGAGCUGUUGUAAUUUGUACAACCAAGUGAUGUGAGAGGUGUACUGCGCUACAUUUCAGUUUCGUGUGACACAUCAUUUCACUGGAUCACAUGAAAAAAUAAAGUUGUUAAGUCUCAGAAUUGUGGAGAUGAUUGGCUGCAGCAUUCCAGCUCAGCCCUGGUGAGAAGAAAAAAACCUUUACAAGACAUUUACACAAAAUCACCCGUGACAGACCUCUGAUCAGGGUGAUACUGUCGCGUGAGAUCAAUGCUGUUGUAAGAUGUGAAGUGUUGAGAGACUUUGGCGAGGUGCUAAAAGCAUUAAAAUGCAGAGUGUGAUUUCUUUAACUCUAAAAUCAUGAAGAUUCUUUCUAAAAUGCAAGUUAACGAUGGACCUGAAGAGCUGUUUGAAGGUUGACAGAGAAAUCCCAGGAAUCCAGUGUCCUCUCCAAGGAUUCGUCAUUUCAGUCUACAGCUCUUCAUUGCUGUUCUCAUUUGUAGUACUAUGGCUGGCUCAAUCCAAGUGGUUCCUUCAGAAACAAUGUGUGACUUGAAAUUUCCCAGCCAGUAAGGCAGGGUAUGUUGGUCACAGAAGGACAUUUAGUAUAAAAUGCCAAGCUGUGAAUGACACACAUUAUCUGAAAUAAGAUGGGAUUAGGAGCGAAAUUGUGGUCUUUUGUUAACACUGAACAUUGCCAUGAAAUGUUUUUCUGGGAUAAUGAAUGUUAAUAAUAAUGAAGAGCUGGCCGGUCUAGUCAAACCACACGGUAUCGGUAGUGGAAAAAUGGAUGUUGUCUUUCACAAAGAAUCUGUAUGAUAAAACCAGGUUUGCUCUAUAUAUCACAAAUUGUUUUUUUUUUUUGGUGCAGAUCAUUUUGUUUGUGUUGUUAGGACAGGUUUCCGAACUGUCAAGAGACAGUAAUGUAAUAAGGACAUGUCAUGACGCUUUGCUGUGGAGACCAUCACCAUUAUAGUCAGUGUAAUGUUAAAAUAUACAUUCAUGGCAUAAUAAGCUUUUCCUGGCGUUCAGAAUUUUUUCUUUAGCUUAAACUAUGUGCAAUUUUGCUACAGUCUUUAGCAUACCAUUUACUUUCCAUGCAAUUUUCCCCAUUUUUUAAAAAUUUUCAAAUUAUAUGACCUUUUUUUCAAAAAAAAAAAUUAUUAUUCAUCUAUAUAAUUAAUAAUUUAAAAUGUUUUCAAAUCAUAUUAUGACUGUAAAAUAUUUUAACUUGAAAAUAACACAUACAACAAUCUGUUGGGUCUUAUGUUAAUUUAGGCAUUCAAGUCUUACAGUUUUAAUUGAUUGUGUGUAAGGGUAGACCUGCUGUUCACUUUUUUUUACUGUCUGUUAUAUGAAAGUUAGCUCGCAUGGCAUUGUUUUGGAGUGCUAGUCAUUUAUUUUAUGAAAUAUUCGUGUUUUUCUGUGUUCUACAUGUAAUUGCCAUCUUUGUGGGCGUCUGAAAAAUCUUCUUGAAAAAGAACCCAAGUAGCAUACUGUUACAUUUAUACACAUUUGCAUUCCUGUAAAAAUUGUGCUUCACUACAGACGGAAGAUUUUGUGUCAGAAUUUGUGUCUAAAGAAAGUUGAAAUUUGGGUGUCAGAAGUGUGAUGUUGGUAACGUGGUGUGACUUAAGUGCCAUAAGAAGAAUUUCGGUUUCUGGUGUCAGAAGUGGGAUUUUAGUGUCGGUAAUUGAAUUCUUACUUAAGGAAUAAUGAGAUGUUAAAAGUCAAAAUUGGGAUUGUUGUGUCAAAAGUUGAGAAGGUGUAUGUGGUUUUUAGGGAGUUGAAAUCCUAGCAGGCACUGUAGUGACUCUAAUUCCCCUUCCUUUUCGCACGAACUGAGCAGCUUUCAGUGCAGUUUAUGCACGCUUAUGAUUUGAUUUUGGAUUGGUCAAUUUCAGGGCUUCACAAAAAGUACAACUUUAUCAGUCCACACAGAACAAUGCCUUCAGAAUAUGCUUGCAUAAACACCUGGCAAACAUGCGAAAAAGUUGAAGAAUUACAGUAAGUGAAAAACUGAUAACUGUAUCACCACUUCUUAUGUUCCAUUUCAUGAAACAUCACAAGAAUUAAUUUCCUUGUAUUAAACAGAAAUCAGGAAAGCUCAGAGUGACUGAUUAUUACAGUUUUAUGAAUGUGGAUCCUGAUCUCUAUAAAUCAUGGUAACCAUGGUAAUCUAAGCGACCGCCAUUAAAGCUAAAGUCGCAUUCUCACAUGGAGUCAUUUGUUGAUUAUCAGACAUUUUCCAAUCCCUAGAUUACAUAUGGCUGACAUGGAACAAAUAUCUUAGAAUAUGAUUUUUUAUGUAAGAUUCCUCAAUGUAAGACUUGACGAUCUAUUUUUUUUUUUUGUUAACUCGGCGAACAUUUGAUUGUCUUUUCAAGUAGUUCUCAGGUUUUUUUUGAUGUAGCUGAUGCAGAAAAUAGUGGUGGAUUGGUCAUACUGUUACUUAUGUAAGUUGUUAAAGUUUGACACUUAUUUGAAAUACUUACAAUCCACGUAAGGCUGUGAAUAAACAAAAAGUGCUUCUUGUAUGAAACCAUAGAGAUCAUGAUAUUUUCGUUUUAUCAAUUGUACUGUUCAUGCAAAUGUGGAUUGAUGUGCUUUUUUGUUUUUGGUGGGAUCACGAGUGUUCCAUUUUAUUACCUGUUCAUGUUUGAAAGUAGAAUUAAAGUGCUUAUCGAUGUUUGUAAUUCAUGUAAUGUUGACGUGAUAUAUCGAUGUAAUUUAAAGGUGAGAGUUGUGUGGCUGGUUGUCAGGACUUCAUACGAAUGAGGAUUUCACAAACGAAGGAGGAUUUCAUAGAGGAUGAGGAUUUGGUAUUUGUAUUUGUGUGUGGAAAUGAGGGAUUGUGAGGAGCCAAACAGCUAAUAUAUUUCACGGGGCUCGGUGUCUCAAAAAUUCCCAAGUAAUUUUGCUUCACCAUACUUACGCAAUUUAGGUUUUGGUGCCAUGUUUGACUUGUUCUUAUGUGAAACACUCCAUGUUGGAGUUAGGCAAUUUAUUGAACACGGAAGAAGAGAUGCAAAAAUCAAAUCGAGAUUCAAAAAUUUUGACAGACCUGAAUUUUUAUGCAUCAAGAAUAUAGGUGUUAAUUUGCAUAAUGUGUUAAUAAGAGUUUCUACAAUUUUUAAAAUCAAAUAAAGUAGAAAAGUGAAAUAUUCUGACAUUAAGAAAAAAAAGGUAAUUAUUUAAAGAAGUUUUCAAGACCAUAAGCACUGAAAUGAGAAAAAAAUGGCUUGUUUUGGCCCAAAAUUUUUACAAGGUUUUGGCCCAAAAUUCCUACAAGGCUUGAAUGAAUUUAUAUAGACAUUCUUAGAUGUCGCCCUUUUGAGUUUGUGUAAAAAAAAAAAAAAAAAGCUGAUUUAGACUUAAAAGAGCUCGUGAAAAGCCCCCUAUGGUUGUAUGUGUUCACUUGUGUGAAUUUUUGUUGAGCAUAUUUGAUUAGUAGUGGCUCUGUUCAUAACAGUGUACAAAUGUAUGUGAGUGAGCAUUAUUUGGGAUGCCAUGUAAUUUGUGGGCUCCAGGUUCAUAAUAAUGCAUGUUCAUCAUGUUCAAUGCUAAUGUAUAAUGCGAGUGAUACAAGGUCACAAUAAUGCAUAUCUGCAUUAUACUUGGCCACUUUAUAUAUAAUGUGUGCGUUUUACAGGUUGAGAGUAAUGCACAUGUGCGUUAUGUUAGGAGUCUUUACAAUGUGUGUGACAUAGGUUUCAAAUAAUGCAAUAGGUUUAUGUUUUAACACAGCUUUGUUAUCUACUGAGGGAAGGCCGACAUCCAUGUACAUAAGAUGUAUCUUUUUUUUUUUUUCCAAAGCACAAUCCAUAACAUUGGUCUGUGUUACAAUGUAACCUAAUCAUAUGAAGCAAUGCACAUCUGUAUAGUCACAUUAAUACUGUAGGUAUAUGACAGUGUGCCUAUAGGACAGUAUGUCUGCAUAAUGGAGCACUGUACUACAGACGUGUUUUUGUUUCGUCUUCGUAAUGUAAAUUUCAAACUGCUGACAGACAUUGUUUGGUUUUAUGAAGCGUUAACCUAUGCUCAGGCAGUCCCCUGCGUAGUUACCCUAGCUGAUCUGCUGUUGCCAUGGCAUCCAUCAUUCAUACUUAACAAGCCUCCAGCACUAAAGACUUCCAAAGUUCACUUCCAGUUCCAUAUGGCACAGCUUCAGAUUCAGCUGCUGGGCUGUUUGUUUCAUAUACUUCAGCAGUUGAAGACUCAGAAACUUUGUGCCACAAUUUCAUUAUAACCUACUUGACUUUGAUGAUAUCUAGUUUACUUAAAAAAAUCUUAGCAGUGUGGGCCUACAAACUACACAACAGCUGAUUCGACCUAUUUCAAUAUCUCAUUCCAUCCAGCCUUAAUAAAGAUGCUGAGUUUAUGUAAACCAAACUAUGUUUUAACAUUGGGUAAGGUGCCACAGAAAGGUGUGCAAAGUCAUUUCACACAUUAGGUAGCACAUAUGAAAAGUGUGCCAAAAUAUUUCAUAGAUUAACAGAUAUGUAUAGAAAAGUGUGCUACAACAAUUUCUCACGUGAUAUGUUGUAUUGAAAAGUGUGCCAAUAUAUUUCGUAGACAUUAAAGCAUUUCACAGAUGCAUAUGGAAAAUGUUUAGACACUUCGCACAUCAGUAUGAAAAAGAGUCCUAAGGUAUUUCCUCACAUUCAAUAUGGUUCAUAGAAAAGAUGUUGAUUCAUUUCACUCAUUAGCUGAGAUUGAUCACAGAUGUUACACUUUAAAAGUGUGCCAUCGUGCAUUAUACACAUUAAAGAGGAUGUCCUAGAAAAGUGUGCUAACCCAUUUCACUAGUAACAGAGGAUACUAUACAAAAGUGUGCUUUCACAUUUUAGAGAGGAUGUCACAUAAAAGUGUGCUUGCACAUAAAAAGAAUGCCAUAGACAAGUGUGCUAAUGCAUUUCACAUUAAAAAGAUGCCACACACAAGUGUGCUAACAUGUCACAUUAAAAUGCCGACAAGAUUGCUCACACAUUUCACCACACAAAGAUUCCAUGGAAAAGUGUGCUAACACAUUUCACAUUUUAGAGAGGAUGCGUGUUUCAGCUUCAGCUGGGGUUCUAUUAAUGGGACUAACUCGUUCUCCGGUGCAUGCGUGUCGUUUUUGUCAUGUCCUCCAACUGUACAAAGUGUACAAUGUGUCGUACUGUAAUAUUUAUACAGAUAAAUUGUUUUAUAUUUUAGCUGUGUGAAUAUAUAUAUUUUGUGAAAUAUGUCAAAAGCCGAAACUAGUCGACACUUGGCUUGGCACAGAUGAAGUUGUUUCCCAUUGUAAAUGAUAACGGAAGAUAAUAAACACCAAAACCCUCAUCAUGACUCUUUGUUCUUGUGUGUGUGUAAAUAUGGAGAAACCCUGGUGACAUCACAGUUCACCUGGUUAUUGAAAUCCUGG